Molecule: messenger RNA, 2085 nt
Organism: Kockovaella imperatae
Lineage: Eukaryota; Fungi; Basidiomycota; Tremellomycetes; Tremellales; Cuniculitremaceae
Product: P-loop containing nucleoside triphosphate hydrolase protein
Exons: 11
Coding region: 140-2005 (621 amino acids)
Biological process (GO): proteolysis; protein catabolic process
Cellular component (GO): mitochondrial matrix
Molecular function (GO): ATP hydrolysis activity; ATP binding
Source: RefSeq, a predicted model, not a curated record
CCGCCUUGGUCCGACACGUGGAUUUGAUUCCGCAAUUCUCCGUGACUUCGGCUAUCAGCUUUCGUGGCCACCGGGGCCUCCAAAGGCGCUGGCUGACUCGAUAGCGACUGCAACGUCCAUAGAGCAUCGGACAGCCAAUAUGAAGCUGCGUCAAGCGCGCCUGUAUCUCGUACUGCGAGAACGUCAAGUGAUUCAGGGCAGACGGCUGUCAUCGAUGCGAGCAUCCGUUCAGUCACCUCGAGAACUGUAUGACCACCUAUCGCAAUAUGUUGUAGGGCAAGAUCAGCCAAAGAAGACCUUAUCUGUUGCCGUGUACAAUCACUAUCAACGGGUUAAACCUCGCCUAGAACGACCUCCACCCGUACAACCCGAUCCACCUAUCCCAUCUGCUGGUCCAUCUAGACCCGGUCCAUCACGCGAUAGAGACCCCUCCGACUAUCGAACCACCUACUAUGAUCCAACACUCGCAUCUUCCCGUAGCAUGGACCAAGAUCCUACCAUCACGCACGAGCUUACAUCGAGAUCACGAGAACGGGAUUGGGCUCGAGGAGAUCAUUUCUUCACCUCUGGAACGCUUUUGAAUAAAGAUAUCAAACGUUCUCAAGUUGCAGACGAAGAUGCCAUACCAUAUGCUCAUGGCUUCGGGAAGCGAUCAUACCGAGACCGAGAGGAUGAAUUCGACAGGCGAUCCCGAAAUCGACUCUCAGAAUCUAGCUUUGAUGCAAGCCGGAAGAUGAAGAUGCGAGCGCCAAAUGUUGAAGAAGUACCUCCUGCAUCACCGGUCACACCGCCCGUGGCUCAAGCUCAGACGGACACGGGCGAUUCGGCCAGGGAUGCAGACAUGAAGGACAAAGGGAUAGAGAUUGAGAAGAGCAACGUCUUGAUGAUUGGUCCAACGGGUACGGGCAAAACCCUGCUCACAAAGACGUUGGCGAGGUUCCUGGAUGUCCCUUUUGCUUCAUGUGACGCCACGACAUACACCUCUGCAGGAUAUGUUGGGGACGACGUUGAGAGCUGUGUGCUUCGUCUGCUCCAAGCAGCAGACUACGACGUAGCACGGGCAGAGGUCGGCAUCAUCCACAUUGAUGAAAUUGACAAGCUCGCUCGACGAAGUGCCGGAGAUGGAUUUGCCACGUGGGGAGGUGGUCGUGACGUUGGUGGAGAAGGUGUACAACAGGCAUUCCUGAGGUUGCUCGAAGGCACAAUGGUCACUGUAUCCGCCAAGCACCCUCAAAUAUCGUCGAGCGGUCUACCGCCUGGACCUUCGCGAGAUCCUCUGGGCGAAAUGGAUCAAAAUCGCCCGCAGAAUCAGAAAAAGGGUGUUAGGGACGGAUUGCCAGGUUUCGGAUCGAGCAGCAAAGGCGAGACAUUCAUAGUGGAUACGACCAACAUUCUGUUCAUCUGCUCUGGAGCUUUCGUAGGGCUGGACCACCUAGUCACCUCCAGACAGGGCAAAGGGUCGAUCGGUUUCGGAGCCAAACUUCCCACAAAGAGAUCCGAGGGGUCUACCACAGCUUCGCUCAAAGGCCUGUUGACAAGUGAUCUGACCUCAUACGGUCUGAUACCUGAAUUUCUCGGACGUCUACCCAUCAUUUCGACGCUUCACCCGUUAUCCAAUUCUGAUCUCGUUCGAAUCUUGACGGAACCGAAGAAUGCCCUUCUCAAGCAGUACCAAGCGAUCUUUGAAUCUUACGGUGCGGAGUUGAAAUUCACACGCAAGGGCAUAGAGGCGGUCGCUGCGGAGGGAUCGAAACGAGGAGGUGGCGCUCGAGGUUUGAGAGGCGUGCUAGAAGAGAUCCUAGGUGACGCAAUGUUCGAGGUACCCGGGACUAGCGUGAGAUACUGCCUCGUCACUGAGAGCGUGGUUCAGAAACGUGAAGACGUGCUGUAUUUCUCGAGAGGUCAAAAGUUUGUCAUGGAGCGCAGGAUGGACGAGGAUGAUGGAUCGACAGUCACUGCAGAGGACUUUGAUGAUGACGCAGUCGGUAUCAGGGCCACGGGAUAGAGCGAAGUGAGGUGAGAUAAGGUUUAUUGCAUGUCAUUUGAAUGAUAGUUGUAGAGUUGUAUGCAUUUUUCAACGAGGCU